CUGAAGGAGAAGAAUAUUCCAGGACAGCUCUAUCUGGACAAAUAGACAGCUUCAGGAGAUAAACUAUUUCUUUUUGUAUAUCUGUGAGAGAGUGAGUGUGCGUUCUCCAUUAGCACUAUGGAUAGAAGGUGUUAUGGCUGUGCAUCCAAAUUUACUCUCUUCAGAAAAGAGUGUGGGUGCAAGAACUGUGGGCGGGCAUUCUGCUCAGGCUGCCUUGGGUUCAGCGCCAUUGUUCCCCGUUACGGGAAUACUCAGCAGAAGGUGUGCAAGCAGUGUCAUGGGGCGCUAACCAGAGGAGUGUCUCAUACUAGUACAGCUAAAUGGUCUCCACCAGAGAACUACAAAAAGCGUGUAGCAGCUCUUGAGGCCAAGCAGAACCAGCCGACGGGUCCGCAGAAAGGCCCAGUGAAACCCCAAGGCCGGGCAGGCUCCAAAUAUCAGGGGCUGUCAAAGGAGGAUCGAGCUAUUGCAGAGAGGCUGGAGAGGCUCAAGGAGGAAACGAAGCCCAAGUCCAUCCCGUCUCAAGCUGAGAUAGAAUCUAGGCUUGCAGCACUGAAGGAUGACCCCAGCAAACCCAUUGCAUCCACACAGGAAAUGGAAGACCGUCUGGCUGCCCUGCAGGGAAGAGCCCUUCCAUCCAAAACUCCCAGACCGGCGCACCAGCCCCCUGAUACCAGAACCCAAGUCCAGCAGUCUGAUGACCUGUUGACCCAGCUGGCUGAGGAAGUUGCCAUUGAUGAGAGUUAUAGUCCAGGAGCCCAGCCUCAAGCUGUUAAUACCCAGACCCUGAAUGAUCUCAAUCGGAGAAGUGAGGGUGGCAUCAGCACUGCUGAUCUGGACCCAAAACAGCUGGAAGAGGAGAAGAAUAAACUUCUGGCAGAGGCUGCUGCUGAGCUGAGGGAGGAGAACACUAGGGAGGAGAAAAUCCUAGAAGUUGCAAAGAAACUGGCAGCACUCAGAGGCCAGGACCCCGAGAAAGUUACUCUGGAAGACUAUAAGCUCCCUGACAGUGAUGAGGAGCUGACGGAGGAAGAAGCCAUUCAGCGAGUCCUAAAACAGCUCACUGAGGAAGCAGCUCUGGAUGAAGCAAGUGGCUUCAACAUCCCUGCUGAUCAGGCCACCCACCCAGCAACCUCACAGCAGAACACAGCCAAGAAAGCAAAGCUAAAGAGCCAAGCUCCAACUGCCACAGCUAGUGCUAAGAAACCCAUCCCAAUUGCUAAGGCAGAAGACAGUGAUGAGGAGGAGUUACCAUGGUGCUGUAUCUGCAACGAAAAUGCCACAUUGCGCUGCCAUGACUGCGAUGAUGAUCUCUACUGCCAGCGAUGCUUCCGGGAAGGCCAUGAUGAGUUUGACCGGAAGGAGCACCGCACAUCUAGCUAUCGUCCUCCUUGUAAGCAGAAAUGAGUUCAUGAGCUGUGAAAAGGGAAGAAGAUGGAAAACAGAGAUACAGAGGGAGUUGUCAAGAUGGGAAGAGUCCACGAGGGCAUGUGCUUGCUACCAAAACAGAGGAUCUUUUGAACAAUUUGAGGAACCUCUGUAAUUCCAGAGAAGCUUGGCGAAAAUGUGACUCUCCUCCCCAAACAUAGCCAGGGAAACAUGGCUGGGAAUGAAGUGCACGCUCUGCAUACAUGAUAGUUUAAGCCAGUGGAACAUUAGAAAAUGGAUGAGUUGCUAUAAAUGUAAAUAGCAUGAGUUUAAAACAGGGGGCAUUUGGAUGAUGGUAAAGCUAGGGAAAGAGCAUGAAUUUAAGCCAUUGUGAGGCUGCAUGAUGAAUAAUUUCCUGCUUUUGCUAAUAAUUUACACAUUUUGUUCAAAAAAGAUGACAAGGCAAGUUAAAUUAAGAAAAGAUAAAAUUCUUCAUGGCUUGAUCAGAUAUGUGAUAAGAAUCUCCGAAGUGUAAUAAAGGAAUGUGAGUAGGGAAAGCUCUGAAAUUGUUUUACAGCGUGUCAUCCUGCAGUCAUGCCCUGUGACCUCAGUUCUAAUGCCAGAUGGAUCAAAAAAUGAAAUGAAAGGCCUUACUGUUUUUUGACAUACUCUGGCUGGAUGUGAGAGGACGUGAGGUGACCUAAAACUGUAGUAUAGCGUUGUUGGGGGCUUGCUAAACAGCAGCUGUGUUCUACCCCAGUAGUGGCUGCAUUUUAUUAGUGGAUGAUGUCAUUCCUGUAGCUGAAAAGCAUUCUGGAGUCUGUCAGGAUGAAAGAUGCUUUGUAAAUGUAAAAUGCUAAUAAUGAGCUGAAUUCUGUUGUCGAAUAGGUAUGUGAGAAUUCUGUGGAAGUCAAUGAGAGUUGUACA
This is a messenger RNA of Emys orbicularis (European pond turtle), 2295 nucleotides long. RefSeq names its product zinc finger FYVE-type containing 19 (gene ZFYVE19). Gene Ontology annotation, cellular component: cleavage furrow; centrosome; midbody. The record is from RefSeq and is a predicted model, not a curated record. The coding region runs from base 118 to 1407 and encodes 429 amino acids. The transcript has 11 exons. Gene Ontology annotation, molecular function: phosphatidylinositol-3-phosphate binding; metal ion binding. Gene Ontology annotation, biological process: abscission; mitotic cytokinesis checkpoint signaling. Lineage: Eukaryota; Metazoa; Chordata; Testudines; Emydidae.